Molecule: messenger RNA, 206 nt
Organism: Aspergillus ruber CBS 135680
Lineage: Eukaryota; Fungi; Ascomycota; Eurotiomycetes; Eurotiales; Aspergillaceae
Exons: 1
Coding region: 4-168 (54 amino acids)
Source: RefSeq, a predicted model, not a curated record
CAGAUGGUGAAUUGUGGAUUAGAUAUCAUCUCUGGUAAAUACUCCGACCGAAUGCUUGGCCCACGAAAAUCAUCGAAGCCAAGGAUCGGAAUAUCUCUUUUUGAAGGGUUUCUAGAAAGUGACUCAUCUGUUGUUAGGGACCUGCUUGAUUGGGAUUUUUCGGGAUAAAUCGUACAGGAUUCUUAUUUGUACAGCUUUUUGUUCUA